UAAGGCACUAGUAAAUGUUUAAAUAGCACACUUCACCUACCAGUGGUUUUCUGUAAUUCUGUCCAGGAAGUUAUAAACCAGAACACUUAUUUCAUUUUUCACUUGUACUGCCACUACAACUUAGAAAUGUCACAAGCCGACUCAGUCAAGAAGGCUAUAGAGGAGCUGUCGACGAAUUUUGAGGAGAAGAUGGCCAAGUUUGAGGGUGACCUGAAUAAAGCCGAAGCAAAUAACCCAGCAGUUUCAUCGCUGGCGACUGCCUUCACUGCAUUCAAAUCCUGUAUCCUGAAGGCCUUGGAUGUGCUUCAAGCGCAAGUAGCCCAACUUACACAGCAGGUUGACAAGAUGGAGAUGCGAUCCCGGCGUAAGAUGUUACUGGUGCAUGGAGUUUCUGAGGUCCAAGACGAGAGUGCAGCGGAUACCGUGGUGCGGGAGCUCAAGACCGUUCAUAGUAGCCUCUCAGUUGAUCACAUAAGCCGUUGUCAUCGAUUAGGCCGUCCCCGAAGUAACAAACCCAGACCUAUAAUAGUUAAGUUCUGUGACAGUGCAAUUCGGGACAAGCUGUGGUUCGGUAAGGUGGCUUUAAAGGGAUCCGGUACUACAAUCUCGGAGUUUCUAGCGACGACGCGUAGUCAGUUUAGCGGAGCUUGAUGCCAUCCCCGAGGCACAGGUGUCGCCUGCCACUUCAACGCCGAAUCCCGCAGCGCCUCAGGGUUCUGGGGUCAGUGGAGCUGGAAAGCCGCCGGUCAAGCAAUUUGUGAGGGCAAAUCGUGGCUCAGCAAAACCCAAAAUCUAGAGUAACUUUUUUACUUGGCCGUACUACACUGAAAUAGUCAUCGGACAUCUUAACUUGGUCGGUUUUCACUGGUGUUUAACAUUUUUUAGUUUACCCACUUAUUUAUCAUUUUUUAACACUGUUUAAUUGCUACAACUACAAUUUUUGUUGUUAUUCCUUUACUUUGGCAGUCA
Messenger RNA from Leguminivora glycinivorella, 969 nucleotides. RefSeq lists its product as uncharacterized. Bases 127 to 651 code for a protein of 174 amino acids. The record is from RefSeq and is a predicted model, not a curated record. NCBI's taxonomy places the organism in Eukaryota, Metazoa, Arthropoda, Insecta, Lepidoptera, Tortricidae. The transcript is spliced from 2 exons.